AUGUGGUAUGAUUCCUCUGAAGACAUCACGUGCGAUACCUGUGCCACCAUGUUGCGUUGGAUCAAGAAGAAAUGCAAACGAACCAAAAAACAGUCAUCCCACGGAAAUGCGGAAUUAUCCUGUCAUGAAGGUAUCGAUUUUCACAUCUACGAGGAACUGUCAUCACCAGCACAACAGAAGGUCGAACUGGCAUAUUCCAUAGUUUCUUUGGUCGAUCGAAUGGAUUCCAAACAGCAUAAGAAGUCCCACCAUAUACAUGUUCCAUCAUCUCUAAGCGAAGUCAUUUGUAGCUUGUGUGAAAAGCCUUUACCUGGUGUUUAUGACAUUCCUGAAAAUUCCACCUGUCGGUGUUCUGGUUUGAGCUCCUUCCGAUCCUCUGACUGCAGUUCCAGUGAUAAGUUUUCCUGGCUUGACUAUGAUUGUGAUGAAGAAACAGAUCUUCGUCGUCGUCAUUGCGACUUAGAAAGUAUGCAGAACCGACUAGAAACCGAACCUAGAUUCCGACAACCCAUUUACUUGACCUGCUUUCCCGGAGAAGAAAAUGAAAGGCGUUUCCAUUCCGACGACAGUGGUGGGUUUUUUGAUACCGACAACUCGUGCCAUAGUACCGAUUCCAGUUUAGAUGAUUCUGUGGUGAAUAACCUAGACAGUUUGGAUUUAGCUGAUUUGAACGAUUCGACUAUUUCUCACAGAUUAUCACAGACACCAAAGAUGGGAUGCCGAGCUAUUAGACGCACCCACAGUGCCCACGAUUCUCUUGGUAGUGGAAGAAGGACUGCAAUAGAAAGACCCUCUCAUUUAUUAACACCAUCCAAGAUUUCUCAACCUGUUCCAGUUUGUGGUAUUCAUCGUUCAACCGACAAGUCCACCCUUCUUCGCAACAGUCUGAAGCGCCGUAUGAUCCAACCUGAAAGUAAAUGUGGCCAGUACGCCAGCAUUCGCCGAGGUUUACAAUCUUAUGGACUAAAGGAAGAAGAUAUGGGUUAUGAUCCAGCUUCGACAGAUGAAGAUGAGAUUUGUAUCAACGUUGCUGAUAUUUUGAGAUCCAAGAAGUCCCGUGGAAGGAAGUGUCUGAUGAACCAGUUUAGUGAUAUGGAUUCCAGUGGCCCUGUGUUUAAUGAUAUGAACAAACAUUGUGAAUAUUUUGUGUGA
Molecule: messenger RNA, 1152 nt
Organism: Lottia gigantea (owl limpet)
Lineage: Eukaryota; Metazoa; Mollusca; Gastropoda; Lottiidae
Exons: 2
Coding region: 1-1152 (383 amino acids)
Source: RefSeq, a predicted model, not a curated record